Neofelis nebulosa (Clouded leopard) is the source of this 918-nucleotide messenger RNA. RefSeq names its product olfactory receptor 5AC1-like. The record is from RefSeq and is a predicted model, not a curated record. Lineage: Eukaryota; Metazoa; Chordata; Mammalia; Carnivora; Felidae. Gene Ontology annotation, molecular function: olfactory receptor activity; G protein-coupled receptor activity; odorant binding. Gene Ontology annotation, biological process: sensory perception of smell; G protein-coupled receptor signaling pathway. Gene Ontology annotation, cellular component: membrane.
AUGGCAGAAGAAAAUAAGACACAGGUGACGGAGUUUGUUCUCAUGGGACUUACAGAUCUUCCAGGGCUGCAGGUCCCCCUGUUCCUGGUGUUCUUGGUCAUCUAUCUCACCACCAUGGUGGGCAACCUUGGUCUGGUUGCUCUCAUCUGGAAGGACACCCACCUUCACAACCCCAUGUACUUAUUCCUCGGCAGUUUGGCCUUUGCAGAUGCCUGUACUUCAUCCUCUGUAACUCCCAGGAUGCUUGUAAAUUUUUUAUCCAAGAAUCAUGCGAUAUCUCUUUCUGACUGUCUGGCUCAGUUUUACAUUUUUGGUUCCAGUGCCACCACAGAGUGCUUCCUCCUGGUAGUGAUGGCCUAUGACCGCUAUGUAGCCAUUUGCAACCCUUUGCUUUAUCCAGUCAUGAUAUCCAAUAACCUCUGUACUCAGUUCAUUGGAGUUUCAUAUUUUAUUGGUUUUCUACAUUCAGCAAUUCAUGUGGGUUUGUUAUUUAGAUUAAUUUUCUGCAGGUCCAAUGAAAUACAUUGUUUCUACUGUGAAAUUAUACAACUUUUCAAAAUUUCUUGCACUGAUCCUACAGUUAAUACACUUCUGGUUUUAGUCUUUUCGGCCUUAGUACAAGUCUUCACUUUUAUGACCAUCAUGGUGUCUUAUACCCGUGUCCUCUUUGCCAUCCUGAAAAAGAAGUCUGAAAAGGGCAGGAGCAGAGCCUUCUCCACGUGCAGCGCCCACCCUGUUUCCUUGUUCUAUGGCACUCUCUUCUUCAUGUAUGUGCGUCCUGGGUCUGGCUACACUGAAGAUCAUGAUAAAAUUUAUUCUUUAUUUUACACAAUAAUAAUUCCUCUGCUAAAUCCUUUUAUUUACAGCUUGAGGAACAAAGAGGUUAUAGGUGCCUUGAGAAGAAUAAUGAAGAAAUAA